AUGAUAUCACUAGGUCAAAUUUUGAUAGCCCUUUUAGCUGCUUUUAUAGUAUUAUUUUUAGCUCUCAGAUUAGCUAGAGCACUGUAUGCUUCAUAA
Messenger RNA from Cryptomeria japonica (Japanese cedar), 96 nucleotides. The record is from the annotation of a RefSeq genome assembly. Lineage: Eukaryota; Viridiplantae; Streptophyta; Pinopsida; Cupressales; Cupressaceae.